AUGUCAGGACGAGAUAAGACCACCACACAUCAUGGAAAUGAUAGUGAGGAUUCAUUGAUCGAGGCAUUUGAAACUACUUUAACCAUCAAACCUAGCACCACCGAAUAUGAAGAUAAUGACAUAUCCAUCGACCAUACUGUCUUGCCUAACUCAACAUUAAACUAUACUCGAGAUACAACGAGUAUGGUUGAUAUUGAAGAGUUGGAAGAGAAUGAACAACUUGAAGAGCAAAUACCUAAAUUCAAAACCAAUAGAAGGUAUAGCUUACUCCCAACAAAGACUGCAUUCAAAAAGAUUGGCUCACCGGGACUAGAAGAAUACUAUGUUCAACAAAAACUCGAUCCUAAAUUCCAUGAAAUCUUGAAACCUAGUGUACUCAUUGAUGAAAAAUUAAUUAAAUAUCAUCACACUUUUAGUGAUUUCAUUGCAUCAAACCCUCACAUAAAUAAAGAGUCGCCCCGCUUUCAACACAAUUCGGAAAAGACAUUAGUUAUUUUAUCCCCAUAUAGUCCGGAACAUGCAUUUGGUAGAAAAUGGGUAACCAAAUCAUACUUGUCAACAAUUUUCGAACGGCCACAACGUUUACUUGCAAGUUGCGUUGGUGUCGCCUCGGCAAUUACAAUGUACCCUUUUUACUAUAAACUUAUCAAUUCCACCAAAAGAAGCUCUAUUUUUGCAUCGCAUGUACGAAAGAUUCAUGGUAGAAAUUGGCCCAAGAAGUUAUUUGAAUUAUGUUUGGAAAGUCAUGAAAAGUUGAAUAAUGAUGAAAUCGAGGUUCCAGAGGAUUGGAAUACUGGUGACAUUUAUCUUACGCCAAAAACUAUUAAUGCAAUAGAAGGAGUUAUUGGCACCAUUGAGACUGCUGUAGACAGUUUGUUCAAGAACCCAUCAAGCUCGCCUAAAGCAAGUAUUGGCUCUUCAGGUAGAAGCAAUCAUGACUUGGCAUUUGUGGUGAUCCGACCACCUGGACAUCAUAGUCACGCUUGUUUACCUAGUGGGUUCUGUUUAUUGAACAAUGUACAAAUUGGGAUAGAGUAUGCGUUUGAGACUUAUGGUGUAACUCAUUGCGCUAUAUUGGAUAUAGAUUUGCAUCACGGAGAUGGCUCUCAAGAUAUAUGUUGGGAGAGAGCAGGAUUCACUGGAGAUUAUGGUCAACAAGCCGAAGAUGAAAUCGAUGACCCUUUGUUGAAUCCACGCAACGAAUACGGCAAAAGGUUCGCCACAUUCCCCAAGGUGGGAUAUUUUUCACUUCACGACAUCAAGUCGUACCCCACUGAAUUGGGGUUUGCGACAAAAGAAAACAUCAAAAAUGCAUCAACUUGUAUAAUGGAUCAUGACUUGAAUAUUUGGAAUGUUCAUUUACAGAAUUGGAAUACUGAGGAUGAGUUUUAUAAACAUUAUCAAACCAAGUAUGUGGCAAUUUUGAACCGUGCAAAUCAGUUCUUAAACAACGCCAAGAAGCAACAUGAUCAAGAAUGCGAAGAGUAUAUGACCCAGUUGAACAAAUACAAUAAGUAUUUACAGAAACCUCAUCUUUAUCCAAAUCAAAAGCCAAAGAAACCUACACCACCGCCUCCAUACAAACCUUUAAUUAUAAUAUCUGCUGGAUUUGAUGCAUCUGAGUAUGAAGAUUCACAAAUGCAGCGACACGGCAUAAAUGUGCCAACUUCAUUUUAUGCUACAUUCACCAAAGAUGUAGUAAAAUUGGCGAAAAUCCAAACCGAGGGCAAAGUGAUUUCAUUUCUUGAAGGUGGUUACAGCGAUGGUGCGUUAACAACCGGGAUAUUUUCCCAUCUUAUUGGACUAAACAACGAUGAUGAUCUUUUGUGGAAUCAUACAUGGGGAUCAGAGCAAGUAGUCAAGGAAUUGGUCAAAGGAUGCAAGAAAAAUUGGACUCCUUAUAAAAACCCAAAAAGUGAAAUCACCAUCUGGGCGAAUGAAGUUAUCAAAUUAGGACGUUCCAUGAUGCCCAAUGCAAUUUUACCGGCAAAUCACAUUUAUCGAGACCAAUCCAAAGACAAAAACACCAUCAACGGGAAGCCCAUAAAUCGGAUGGUGAAGGACCUUUUAGAUGGUGGGGUGGGGGUCAUUGACACUCCAAAACUGAAAAAAGUUGACGAUCGUGAUGAUUUUAAGAAACCUACUAGACAUACUCGAUCUUAUUACAAGACAAGCUGA
Lodderomyces parapsilosis is the source of this 2178-nucleotide messenger RNA. It is a transcript of the gene HOS3, whose product is annotated as histone deacetylase. Lineage: Eukaryota; Fungi; Ascomycota; Pichiomycetes; Serinales; Debaryomycetaceae. The coding region runs from base 1 to 2178 and encodes 725 amino acids. The transcript has a single exon. Gene Ontology annotation, cellular component: nucleus. Gene Ontology annotation, molecular function: histone deacetylase activity. The record is from RefSeq and is a predicted model, not a curated record.